Molecule: messenger RNA, 4290 nt
Organism: Prunus armeniaca (apricot)
Lineage: Eukaryota; Viridiplantae; Streptophyta; Magnoliopsida; Rosales; Rosaceae
Source: the annotation of a GenBank genome assembly
AUGUCGUUCGUCUUCGAUGCAAAUCCAGAUAUGAUGAUGGCGCUUGAUUUGAAUUCAGGUCAGAAUCUUAAUUCUGGGAUGGAUACCAUGGGAAUUUCAGGUGUUCAGUCUGUGAUUGAUGGUGCAAGUUUUAGGGAUAAACUAAUGAAUAAGGUUGCAACAGAAAUGGAGUUUGAAAGAAGGCUGGAAACUAGUGGAUUUGGACAGUAUUUGGUGUUACAGAAAUGGAGGCCUGGGUUUUGUCCUGCCACUGCCCAUAUUACUCGAAUGGCUGAGUGGAUUCGUGUUUCGGCAAUCCAUUUGGAGUGCUUUGAUGUGUGGGAGUUGAAGCGAAUUAGCAACUUGCUGGGUAAAUUGUUAAAGACUAAUGCUCUAACCAUAUCUCAUAAUAGGGGCAAGUUUGCAAAGAUGUGUGUUGAACUGGAUCUUACAAAGCCGCUGGAAGCUUUUGUCCAGAUUAAUCAGGAAUGGUAUAAUAUUGAGUACGAGGGACUACCUGAUGUCUGUUAUUUGUGUGGGCGGUAUGGUCAUAAGAGAGAGCAUUGCGAGAAAAGGAAUUCUAUUCCUGCUGCUGUGCCUAGUGAAGACCUUUUGGAAAACUUACGAGGCCCUUGGAUGAAUGUUCCAGCAAGGAGAAGGCCUAAAGCAAUGCAUAAGGAUCAAGGAGGUAGAAAUAAUGGGCUUAGAGCUAAGGGCUCAAGAUUUGAUGCUCUACAUGAUGUAAGUGAAAAAUUUGGCCAAGAAGAGUUGAUUGGUAAUGGUGCUGAUGGGCAAAGUGUCUAUGGGAAAGGGGAACCAUCUACAAGGGAUGCAGGCUUGGGUAAGAAAGUGUGGACCAAAUCAAAGGCAGUUAAACCAGAUGUUCGAGUCCCCUUGAAUGAUAUCUCCAAUAAGCCUCAGCAGGAUAAAAAGUAUUUGGCGGCUGCUGGCCGAAAAGAGGGAGGGGCUAAGAGCACGGGUUUUGGGAAUUUAAUUGCUAUAGCCAAGAUGGUAAUUGGUGGGAAAAGGGUGGAGAGCUCAUUGCCUUUGUUGGACAAAAUUGCUAAUUGGGUCAGUUCCAAGGAUGUGAAAAGUGGGAAGGGGAUUUAUAUAUUUGGGCAUCAACCACCAAAUAUAGUUAAUAGUGAGAGUGUCCAGGAGGAUGGAGAUGGGAUUAAUAGUGAUGCGAAUUCUAUUGGUUCUUCUUAUCAUGAGAGUGUGCCAGAGGAUGAGGGUGCUCCUGUGCAUGUGGUAAUGGAUACUUCUGAGGGUCAAGUGCGAUCUUCUAAUGGGAAGUUGCUUGAUAAUACCUUCACGAACACUGAAGGAUUAAUGGCCAAAAAAGCUAUGGAUAUAGUGCAAUCGUUGGGGUUCUCUUGCUUUGAAGUUGUUGAUCCUGUGGGAUUUUUAGGUGGCUUAUGGUUGCUCUGGCAUGGUGAUAGAGUUAAAGUUGAGGUUCUUGGCACUAUGGAUCAAGCUAUUACAGCUUGUGUUUCAUGGCCUGGUCAAGUUCCAUGGAUGUUGACGGUUGUUUAUGCUAAGCCGUGUAAUUGCAAAAGAGAGAAACUAUGGGAUUAUUUGACCUUUGUUGCUAGUUGUCACAAAAUGCCUUGGUUGCUUGCUAGGGAUUUCAAUGAGAUGUUUCAAGUUGAAGAUAAGCUUGGAGGUGGUCAGUCUUGCAUAUUCAAGGGUUUUAGAAGAUGGUUUUCUAGUAAUGAAAUGGUAUAUCUGGGUUUUUAUGGCCCUAAAUUCACUUGGACCAAUGGGAGAGUGUUUGAAAGAUUGGAUAGAGCGGAAGCUCUUUUUUGGCAGCAGAAGUCUCGGAUUCAAUGGUUGCAAGAAGGUGAUAGGAACACCAAAUUUUUUCACAUGACUAUUGUUAUUCGAAGGCGGAGAAAUAAGAUUGAAAGACUUAAGAAUGAGGAAGGGUUUUGGGUGGAGGAUGCUGCUCAAAUGAAAGGUUUGGCAGUAAAUUACUUCUCUAACCUGUUUUCACAAUCCAAUUUUUUGCCUACUGAUAUUACCAUCCCUAAUUUGUUUCCUGGAGUUAAUUCUUUGGUUUUGAAUGGGUUAUUGAGGCCUGUUACUGUUGAGGAAAUCAAAACUAGCUUAUUUAAUAUUGGUAGUUUAAAAGCUCCAAGAGUUGAUGGGUUUCUAGCUAGUUUCUUUCAAUUUAAUUGGGAUAUUUGUGCUCCUGAUAUUGUGGAUAUGGUUUUGAAAGUUUUUCAGGAUUGUCUUAUUCCUAAGGAUUUGAAUUACACUUUGAUUACUUUGGUCCCUAAGGUGGAAAACCCUUCUUCCAUGCUUCAGUUUAUGCCUAUCAACUUAUGUUGUACUCUGUACAAAAUUAUCUCCAAAAUUAUUGUUAGUAGAUUGAGACCCCUCAUGAGCCAAUGGAUCAGUCCAAAUCAGGUUAGUUUUGUGCUUGGGAGGCACAUAACUGACAAUAUUUUAAUUGCUCAAGAGAUGAUGUAUAAGUUCAGGGUUUCUAAAGGUGAGAAAGGUUUAUUUGCGUGGAAGAUCAAUCUUUCUAAAGCUUAUGAUCGUUUAAACUGGAAGUUUAUUGAGUAUGUUAUAGAGGAAUUGCAGUUGUCUGCCCAUUAUAUCAAGCUGAUUAUAUCUUGUGUUAAUUCUGUGAGAUACCAAGUUUGUGUUAAUGGGGAGCUUACUGAACCUUUUUUGCCUAGUAAUGGUAUUCGGCAAAAAGCUAGUAUUAAACAAGCUAGAGUUAUGAAUAGUUGUCUUGAUUUGUUUUGUCAAGCUUCCGGUCAAUCGGUUAAUUUUGAUAAAUCGGCUAUCUUUUACUCUCCCAACACUAAUAUGGGGUUAGCUAGAGAAAUAAGUGGUAUUUGUGGCUCUCCUCUAACUAAUAAUUUGGGGAGGUAUUUGGGUAUGCCCAUGUUAGACUCUAGAGUUAUGAAAGGUACUUUUAUGGGUAUUGUGGACAAGAUGCAUAAGAGAUUGGCUUCGUGGAAGAGUAACUUGCUUUCUUUUGCUGGUCAAACCACUUUGAUUCAAGCUGUCAUGUCUGCUAUGCAUGUGUACGCAAUGCAAACUGCUAAGUUGCCUAUGAGUACUUAUGAGGAGCCUAAGAAUAAGGGUGGUCUAGGCCUCAAGAGUUCGGCCAAUCUAGAUCAAGCUCUGCUUGCUAAGAUUGGUUGGAGAAUUCAUAACAAUGAUCAGGGUUUAUGGGUCAAGAUGUUUGAAGAUAAGUAUUUAAAAGGCCAGUCCAUUCUUAAACCUUCCCUUCUGUGUAAGAAGGAUGGCUCUUCAACUUGGAAAGGUAUUAUGUAUGGUGCCCAGCUUCUUAGACAAGGUAUGAGUUGGAGGCUUGGUCGAGGUGAUAAUGCUUUGUUUUGGAAGGAUCACUGGCUCCAUGAGGGUCCUUUGCUGCACCAAAAAGGUGUGCUAAAUGCUGUUGAGCAGGAUUGUACAGUGGGUAGCUUUUUUAAAAACAGAUGGUGGGAUAAUGAUAAAUUGAGAGGUGUAGUGACUAAAGAAAUUGUACAAAAGAUUAUUAAUUUUCCUAUUGGAGUUGGGAGUAAUUUACAGGAUACUCAGAUAUGGAGUGUCACCUCUGAUGGGAUGUUUUCAGUUAAAUUUGCCUAUGGUAUUUUAUUUAGGAAUUUUGGGAGGUCUGAUCCUGGUUUGGACAUCCUUUGGAAACUUAGGGUUCCUCCAAAGCUAAAAUUUUUCUUUUGGCUAGUCUUGAAAGGGAGAAUUUUGACAAAUGAACAACGUGCAAGAAGACAGUUAACUAGUGACCCAUCUUGCAAUUUUUGUGAUGGGUUUUCGGAAUCUAUUGUCCAUCUUUUCAGAGAUUUUCCUAGAGCUAAUGAGGUUUGGAAGGUUGUUGGCUUGCCAAGCAAAGUUUCUGCCCUUUCUCAUGUUGAUGUUAAGCCUUGGCUCAUAGGUAAUCUUGGUGCUAAGGCUUUUUGGAGGGGGCAGAAAGAGUUGCCUAAUUGUCCUCAGAAGAUUAUUCAAUUUGCUGUGAAUGAUUGGCUUCAUUCUAUCAAUUGUGUUAAGGGCAAUUUUACUAAAAUACAAGUUGAGCUUGCUUGGGUGCAUCUUGGGAUUGGAGCUUUUAAAUUAAAUAUGGAUGGUACUUGUAAGCCUUGUUUUGGGGCUAUUGGUGUCAGGGGUGUUAUCUGUGAUUCCAUGGGAGAUUGGGUUGGUGCUCAUGGGAUCUCUAAUCUUGUGAUUGAAAUGGAUUCAGCUCUUGUUGUGCAUCUCAUGAAGAAUCCUGAUACUAUUGGAGGUCAUCCCAUUGCUGGAGUGUGUUGGUUUGACUCAGUGCCUCUUUGGGCUUAA